AUGCAGCUCUCGUUUAUUGGCCGGACCAUCUCCGAAUGCACAUCGUGUCCCAGCGAGCCUAAUGUCGCCGGAUGCUGCCGGUUCCCGGCCAACGCGGAGGAGCGUCAACAUCUCUCGGAAUGCAUUGAUGCUGGUUGCGCCGAGCCGGUUUGCGAUGAGUGCACUCAUCACGAAGAGUGGUGCGACGAUUGCCUCGGGGACUGCGGGUCAGAUUGUGGAACUUCAUUUGGCUGCGACGAGCUUGACAUCAGGGUUGAUGAUACCUACAUCUUUGAUGGCUCUCACUCUGAACUCUUCGGUGAUCAAACAGCGCAAACUUUCGGCUUUGGCUGCCGUCUUCCCCGGCUGGCAAUGGACAACACGAUUACCGAAUCGGCUAAUUUUGGCAAAACCCUUGACGAUACCAGGUCAUCUACACUUCCUGCAUAUAAUAUGAAUCAGAGCUAUCCGGGCUCUAAAAUGCAGUCGUAUCCUUCUUUCCAGACUCCUUGUGCGCCUCACACACCACUCAAUGCGCCGGAAGCCACAACACCCAGCGGAGCAAGCUAUGAGUCCGACUUUCUGGGACCACGCAACCAUGAGCUCGCACCCGCCAAUGUCUCACCCCUCGCACGUAACAGUGAUCCUCUCACAUACACGUCAGACUCUACUCAUGAUAGCCCAGACCCGAUGGACUUUUCACCAAGUGCUCAUUACGAUCACGUCAACCUGCUCACCGAGGAGUGUGAUCCCACGAGACCGUCCCAUCCUUCGUUACGCUGCCAAUGGGCUGACCCGAACGGAAAGCCAUGCGGGAAGAACUUGCGACUGGGUAACGACAUGCAUGAACACUUGAAAUCCGCUCAUGGAGUCAAGAGUGGAGUCUUCUGCCGCUGGGUCGGCUGUACCGUCGGUGUCUUCGGGGCAUCUUUGCACAAGUUUGCCAGCAGUGUCGAACGCCAUACAUGGGGUCACAGUGGUUAUCGUCCUUACAAGUGCUCGGCAUGCAAUGAAGGUUUCGCUGCGGCCAGUGUCCGCGAUGAGCAUUACACGAAUAUCCAUUUACGCAAAAAGGUCUUCUCUUGUGACUUGUGUCCUCACCAAUGCACAAGCGCUACCAACCUGAAGAGGCACAAGGACGACAAGCACAGCGCAGAUAGAUUCCAGUGCGAAUUCUGUAAUCGAAACGACAAGCGAAGACUCUUUCCUCGCGGACCGAAUCUAGCACGCCAUUUCCGAAACUGCAAGUACGUGCAGGCGCAGUUCCCAGAGGCUGCUGCCGCAGGAAAAGCGAAAGCUGAUUGGCUGCCACCCGGUUACAAGAGGGGGCAUCAUGGCAUGGACAGGGCCAAAGUCACACCUCCAAACUACUUGCUGGCGCAGAUGGAUACAUGA
Molecule: messenger RNA, 1374 nt
Organism: Letharia columbiana
Lineage: Eukaryota; Fungi; Ascomycota; Lecanoromycetes; Lecanorales; Parmeliaceae
Exons: 1
Coding region: 1-1374 (457 amino acids)
Biological process (GO): regulation of transcription by RNA polymerase II
Molecular function (GO): DNA-binding transcription factor activity; RNA polymerase II cis-regulatory region sequence-specific DNA binding
Source: RefSeq, a predicted model, not a curated record